Molecule: messenger RNA, 291 nt
Organism: Drosophila takahashii
Lineage: Eukaryota; Metazoa; Arthropoda; Insecta; Diptera; Drosophilidae
Gene: tra
Product: transformer
Source: RefSeq, a predicted model, not a curated record
AAAGCAAAGUGCAUAAUUUCCCUGCAUUUUCCGAUGAAAAUGGACGCCGACAGCAGCGGAACCGUGCACCGAGUGCCAAAUCGUGUGAAGUGUGAAAUGGAUGAUAAAGAACGCUGGAGGAGCAGACAAAGAAGCUAGGAUUAUGGGACACUCAACUGCGCACUAUGUGGACUCCAGACGAGAUGCAGCACAAACUAACCCUUCUCUUUUUACCCAGAUUCCCAUGGCCCCAGGUCGCGAUCCCGGCGAGAAAGGGAGCACAAUGGGCGCCCAAGGGAGAGGGAGCGCAAA